Molecule: messenger RNA, 3725 nt
Organism: Austrofundulus limnaeus
Lineage: Eukaryota; Metazoa; Chordata; Actinopteri; Cyprinodontiformes; Rivulidae
Exons: 12
Coding region: 881-2791 (636 amino acids)
Molecular function (GO): protein binding; guanyl-nucleotide exchange factor activity
Source: RefSeq, a predicted model, not a curated record
UCGAAACCCAAUAAAACAUUUGAUUGUGCUCUUAACCAUAAUAUUUGCUACCCUAACAUCCUUGACAUGUCGUAUUUGUGGAACAGUGGUAAGAUUUGUCUCAGUCAGGAGGUCACAGAAUUGCCUCCCAUUUGCAUGUUCCCCCUGUGCUUGUGUGGUUUUCUCCCACAARCCAAAAACAUGCACGUUAGGUAAUCGGUAACUAAAUUGUCACUAGGUGUGUAUGAGAGUGUGGCUGGUUUGUCUCUGUGUGGCCCUGUGGACUUGGGACCUGUCCAGGGAGUACCCUACUUCUCAGACAGUGACUGCUGGGCACCGGUUCCCUGCGACCUAGAAAGGAGAUGCAGGUUAAGAAAAAUGAGUGGCUAGCUGUAUGUCCCAUUUGUAUUUUGAAUGUUAAUAUUUGCUAUGCAAAAUGGCAUUACUCAGUAGCAGUUUGGUUAAUCUCAUGGGCUUGCAGCAUGAACAUAAUGGGGUCUAAAAUGAACAGUUUAAGUAAAGCAUUAGGUCAAAAAGAAGAAUAUGUACACCUUAGCUAAAGAGAUCAUCCUUUUCCAUGUUAAGGAUUAUGUUUUUAUCUGAGAUUAUAAAUGAUGAUACUAAGAAGAGAGCACUAGCUUGGGAUUUAGUAGCAGUAGGUUAAUGCUCAUGACACAGAACUCUAUUUAAAACCACUCUGCCAUAUUGUAUGUAUAUCCAGUAAGCAUUUGGAGUAGCAUCAGUUCAAAUCAUUUCUAUUUCAGAAACAGCAGUUCAUUUGAAGGGUCUAAUGGAGAUGCAUCAAUUCAUAUAGUGUUUUUAUUUUAUUUUAAUUUUUGCAAGUUUAAGUUAUUGUUCAGAUUUCUACAUUUUGAAUUGCUCUUUAUAAUUUUUUUUUACGAUGGCAUCUGCUGAAGGGGAUAUGAUAUCAGAAGCUGCUGAUGUACAGGAACCUGAGAUGGAUAAUCCUCAAAAUGUCAAGCCUGAAUUAGUUGUGGUCCAGAGUACUCCAGAUGGAGACAGAAUGGAUCUGUUGGCACCAGUCCACCAGUUACAAGUUCCUUCUCAGGUUACCUACUCCAAUUCAUUCCUGGAAGAACCACCUGAGGAACAACAAAAGUUAAUCAAUAUGGAUUCCCAUGGGCAUACACAAGAAGAGCAAUGUGCGGUGGAUCCCAGCAGAAGUCUUCCCUGCUCACCUGAAGACGCAAACAAUCCGACUGUGAAUUCAUUAAACAUAGAUCCUGAAACGUUCUUCAACUUUCUGGCCCUCACACAAAGCCGAAGGCUCGAUGACCAGCGACUAUUUCUGCCAUCAUUACCAGGAUUACAGGAUGAAAACAGCACAUCUAAUGGGGACUCAAGCUACCUGUGUUAUUUGGUCUCUAAAGUCCAGGGCUCCAGAAUGGAUGACCAAAGAUGUUUCCUACCUCAAAUUCAAACUUCYGAGUGUUCACCAAAAAUGAAAAAAUCAGCCUCUUUCAGUGGAAGCUCAGAUUUAGAGCAACUAAGGAACAAAAAUACAGCAUCUAAGCAGGCUUUCACAUCAGCUGAAGUUGAAGAACUUUUAACUUUAAUGAGUCAUUUUCAACGAGGUCGAAUGGAUGAACAGCGAUGUGUGUUAAAUCCCCAAGAUGUACCCAAAGACCAGCUCGACCUGAGCGCUUUUCCCCAAGAUGCUGAAAAGCUCUUCACCUUGCUGGCAAACUUUCAGGGUCGCCGGCUUGACGACCAGCGAAUGUUUCUUCCCACAUUACCAGGAAUACAGAAUGGAGGAACGACAACACCAUUAUCUCCUGCUGAGAGGGAUGCACGCUAUUUAUGUUACUUGGUUUCAAGACUCCAGGGCUCAAGAAUGGAUGAACAGAGGUGCAAUGCACCAGAAGUCCUCAAAAAUCUUUGUACCCCCUCUGCUCAGCGCAAAGACCCUAUGCCCGAUCAACCUCAUCAGGAUCUGGCCUUUUUAAAAACUGAUAGACACUGGCAGGACUUAUCCAUAGACGAGCAGGAACGGUUCUUUGAGACGAUAAGACAUGCACAAAGUAGACGUAUGGAAGAGCAACGGUGCUUUUUACAACCCAGUACACCUGCCACACUAAUACAUAAUGGAGGAGCUUUAAAUUUGGCCCCCAUUGCUUCUCCUUCUCAGCCAGAGCUAUCACCACCACUUAUCAUGGUGGACGAAGGAACACCUGCCACAUCGAGGAAGGACUGUUGCAGCCGUACUACUUGUACAGAUUCUGGUCCUACCUCGACCCUACCCAAAUCUGCCUCGUUUACUCCUGAGACUGAAUUUCAAAAGAAUCAAGACUCAACAGCACAGAUGACACUGAAAGUGUCAGUGAGCAUAACACCACAACYGGGACAGAAGAAUGACAUUCAGAUUCCAGAAGUCUUUUUAACUCUUGGUGCUCCAGGAGACAAUGUUGUGAUUCCCCUGAGUCCUGUAGUUGGUAGACCCCUAUCUUUAGACUUAAACCUUGUCCCUAAAAAAGAUGCUCAGUCCAAGCAUUGCCCUCCAGGCCAUACAAGUCCCAGGAAAGCUCAUUCACGUCCUUCAUCUCCCUACUGUAGUAAAGCACAUCCUGAAACUUGCCUGGAUGAGAAAGGGAAGCCUUUGACYACCUCUGUCAGUCCUGAUGAAGACUGCUCCUCCUCCUCAAAUGAAAAGAUACACCAUUCAGCUCAGAUGCCAAAAGGAAACGCUCAAGGAGAAAAAUGCAAAGGGGCUUCUGGAAAAGCAAAGGAAAAAUCAGAGCAAGGAAAAGGAAAGUGGGCUGGGAAGAAAGAUAAAAAGCAUUGUUUCAUAUAAUUAUUUAUGUUUUAUAUCAUGGAGUUGACUAGAAAAUAAAUAUGAAAUGUUGGUAUUACCUUGGAAAAAACUUGACAUUGAAAAAUGUUUGUCGUUGUUUUCAAGCAUCUACAAAAAUAAGAUCCUACUGAAUUUAGAUUCUAGUUUUAUGAAAGACAUUGGUGAUUAAAAGUUUUGUACACAGUGUGAAUUGUAACUUGUCUUCUGAGCUCUGGUGUCGGCAAGAGCUUACUACAAUUUUUUUUCAAGAUGUAAUGCAUUGUUUGCAGAUAAAAAUAAAACUGUUUACUCUGCUACCAAAUGAUUGACAUUUUAGGAAUUUGAAAAUAAGCUGCAUGCCAAAUAAACUGCUAAAAUGUUUUUAAAAAGCAGUCUAUGGUUUUAACAUUCAAACCAAAUAAACAGUGAACCUAAUCCCAUUUUGCUGCUGUAGUUAAAUUAAACUGGCUGCAGCAAAUGACAAAAGAUCUGACAUAUGGGCUCUUGUAUAUGGCUAGCUAUGUUAUUUUUACACUGGGCAAAUGUACAAGUAAAUGUUCUAGGGUUUAUAUUGUUUGAGCUCUACUGGAACUGUUGCCUCACAGCAGGGGAUCUGGUACUUUUAGACAUGUAGGCCUUUAUGUGUGAAGUUUGCAUAUUCUCCAAACACUUGAAUGUUAAAAGGAUAGAUUCCCUAGGAGUUAGUGUGAGUAUAACGUGUUGUUAUUUCAUGUUCUUCUGUGUUAGCCCUUUUAGAACUGGUGACAUGUACAGUGUACCCUUGCCUUUUACCUGAUAACAGUUGGCAGUCCACCUGAUACCCUGAACAGCACAGAGUGGAUGGAUAGAUUAAUGCUUUCUCAUUAACAGUGCAUGUCUAUAAAAUACAUGUUUCAUUAAUAAAUUAAUCUUUCUUAAUCCUCUUCAGUGAGGUAAUAAAAGACGGUUGAAUAUA